Messenger RNA from Cotesia glomerata, 2251 nucleotides. It is a transcript of the gene Zip48C, whose product is annotated as zinc transporter ZIP11. Gene Ontology annotation, molecular function: zinc ion transmembrane transporter activity. Lineage: Eukaryota; Metazoa; Arthropoda; Insecta; Hymenoptera; Braconidae. The transcript has 6 exons. Gene Ontology annotation, biological process: zinc ion transmembrane transport. The record is from RefSeq and is a predicted model, not a curated record. Gene Ontology annotation, cellular component: membrane. The coding region runs from base 867 to 1943 and encodes 358 amino acids.
UCACCCCCAUUUUGUCUGCGCAGAACCUCAAAGCGCGUCGCACAUAUUUACCAAAUACACGUCUCAAGAACUAUCUAUGGUAAUGAGAUUGAGAACAGUAGAAGCAUUUGAAUGUUAAUAAUUGGGUAUUAAUACAUCUUAAAUAUUUAUUUAACAAUUAAAAUAUACAACUGAAGCAACAAUUAAGAGAUUAGCCGUUUAAAAACAAGAUAUAGUUAAAUUCAAAGUCCCAGGGUUCGAGACAUUGACAUUGAUCGUCUGAAAAAACAAAAGCUGGUAAUUGCGGUCUUUGUAAGUUUAUCUUUAAAUUACCUAAAUAAACUAUUAAUAAAAUUAAGACUCAAAAGAGAGCGAGUUGUUGACAAAAUGUCAUUUAGGUGAUCAAUUACUGUUCGCAAAUUAUUAAAAAAAAAAAAAAGACGGCACACGUGUAAAUAGUUAUUUUAUUAAAUGAGUGAGUGUGGGGGUUAUCCAGUAUCGGUAUCAGCAAUAGUGACUGGUGACUAGUGUCAGUGUUGGUUGGUGCCGUAAUUGUCGUCCAUCUACCGCUUGGAUGUGUGCGGAGAUUAUAUAUGUGUAUAUACUAAAUAUAUACGACUUACAUCAUGUAAAGUUAUGUCAAUGUGAGAGAGUCUGCUCUGUGGUGGACGGAGAUAAGUUGGGGGACUGCCGUUGGUGAUGGUGAUGGUGAGACAACUAAACCAGCUUAAUGUAAUUGUUGUGCCUAGCCGGGUUUUCAGUACUAGUAUCACAACUAAACUGUUGCCCCAACAAUAUAAUACCUACCUAGAGACUAUUCAGUAAUAUAAAGACGCGCUGAUGUCUUUUGUUUAAACAUUUUUUGGUAGUUCAUUUGGCUAACCAAGAUGAUCAAGGGUUACACGCCCAUCACACAGGCCCUGCUGGGCACCUUGUUCACCUGGGGGCUUACUGCUGCCGGUGCUGCUGUUGUUGUCAUCAUACAAGGCAAACAGAGAAAAUUGCUGGACGUCAGCUUGGGAUUCGCAGCAGGCGUGAUGAUAGCUGCGAGCUACUGGUCCCUGUUAGCGCCAGCGAUAGAAAUGGCAGAGGAGAGCAAGCUUUACGGUGAAAACGGUGAAUUUGCAUUUGUACCAGUCGCCGUUGGAUUUUUGAUAGGCGCAGCGUUUGUUUAUGGAACCGAUUUGUUGAUAUCCUCGCUGGGAAUUCAGUCCCCAAAUGUGCUAUUAGCAAUGCAGUCAGUGGGUACGAAACAAAGACGCAAAAACCUUCGGAUGUAUGAUGAAAGAAAAGUUAAAAGUGACGAGGAUUUAGACACUAUUAAUAAUGUAAUUAGUGGCGUACAAAUAACCAGUGGCAAUAUUUAUUAUGAGUCCACCACUAUCGAUGGUUUUUACGAGCAAAACGCCCGCCGGAGAAUACCUGAGUCAACUUCCCGGAGUUCUGAAAUAACCGAGCAGUGCUCUGUCUACGAAGAUCCUGGGAUUGAAGCUAAAAACAACCAAUGGAGACGCAUUCUUCUGCUAGUCGUUGCUAUUACAGUACAUAAUAUCCCAGAAGGACUUGCAGUAGGUGUUGGUUUCGGCGCGGUAGGCAGCAGUGCAUCAGCGACGUUUGAAAAUGCUCGAAACCUCGCGAUAGGAAUAGGCAUACAAAAUUUUCCAGAAGGCCUGGCAGUAUCAUUACCUCUGCAAGCCGCAGGAUUCAGUACCCUCAAGAGCUUCUGGUACGGACAGCUAUCAGGGAUGGUCGAGCCGAUCGCAGGAGUCCUGGGGGCCGCCUGUGUGUCCCUCGCGAGCCCAGUUCUUCCUUAUGCGCUGGCAUUUGCCGCGGGCGCGAUGAUUUAUGUCGUCGUCGACGACAUCAUCCCGGAAGCUCAUCAGAGUGGAAACGGCACGUUGGCCAGCUGGGGCGCCAUGGUUGGCUUCCUAAUCAUGAUGUCUCUUGACGUAGGACUUGGUUAAUUGUUUUAAAAUUGUUCUUCACCAAUCUGGAGACAGUAUUUUAUUUUUUUCUACUAGAUCUAAUCAAUAAAACAAAUAAAAAUAAUUAAAAAUACAAUUAUCUUAUAAUGAAUAUAAUUAUAAUUGUAAUUAUAAUUAUAAUUAUAAAUGAGGAGUUUUUGCUCAACCGAUCGACGACUGAGUGGACGUUGAUUAAGAGCCAAAGCAUCAGUCAAUAAAAUAAAUAAAAAAGGGUUAAAUAUUUACUAAUGAGCCUUCACGUAAUAUAACUGAUCUACGUGUAGCUCGAAUAAAUUUAGUUAAUUAGU